CUGGCAAGGGCCAACAUUAUUUUUGUUGUGUAGACCGCAGCCCUGUAUGCACCUACCUGUAGGUUUGCUGGGAUAUCAACCUUAAGUGUGGACUUUGAACCAACUUUUCCUUCAAAGCUCGGAGUUUGAGGCUUUCAGUCCAGGACAGAUAUAGGCAGCAAGAAAUUUGGGAAAAACCAGGGCUCCUACCAGGAGAGGCCUGCAGCAUGUCUGGAUCUAUACCGUUCUACCAGAAGCAUCAUCUCCACUAUGACCGUGGCUACCGCAGCAAGGAAACAGAGUCCAAACUGAGCAAGUACCAGACCAGCAGCAGCAGAUAUGCAGCCGGCAGCAGCUCCUCUGCCGCCAGCUUCAGCAGGGGACUUAAAGUGUCUUCAUAUUCUGGGCUGGAGGCAAGCAGACUGAGCCCCGUGCCAAAGAGAGCAAAGCCAACUUACUUGGCUGUGGACAAAGAGAACCAAAUCAUCGGCUAUGUAGUGCCGAUCUUCAGGGGCAGUCAAGAGUUUGCUACUGGGCUUUCGCAUACAGAGGAAGCGAGGGUGAGGGACACGGCCUCGUACAUGGCUGGCAGGGAUUUGUUCACCAGUGGGCUGGAGAUGGAGAGGUCGGAGUUGAUCUCUAGGAGGGAGGCCAUGCGCGGAACAGCCGAACGUAUCUCUCUGAAUAAAAGGAUCCAUGAACACGGGGAACACUUUAAGCGUAUGAACGAAGACAGCCUGAUGCAUCCCCCGGAGUUUGUGAUCAAACCACGCUCCCACACCGUGUGGGAGAAGCAGUGUGUGCGACUGCAUUGCACUGUCACUGGCUGGCCGGACCCAAGGGUCGUCUGGUACAAAAACAAUGUGGCAAUUGACCCCAUGGCCUGCCCUGGCAAGUAUACACUUGAGAGCAGAUACAGCGUGCACUCACUGGAGAUUAACAAAUGUGACUUUGAUGACACAGCGCAGUAUCGUGUCUCUGCCAUGAACGCCAACGGAGAGCUGUCUGCAUUUGCAUCCGUUGUUGUUAAGAGGUUUAAGGGUGAAAUUGACGAGUCCCUGCCAUCACCCAGACGUGGCAGUACUGAAGAUGGCCCGGUGUCCGAGUAUGGCAUCACCUUCAAGACUCACAUUGUUGAUAAGUUCGGUGUAUCAUUUGGAAGAGAGGGGGAGACCAUGAGUCUAGGAUGUACGGUCAUCAUCUACCCUGCUCUGAACCGCUACCAGCCAGAGAUCCAGUGGUACAGAGAUGAUGUUCUGCUGUCUCCCUCUAAAUGGAACCACAUGCACUGGAGCGGAGAUCGAGCCACACUGACGCUGACACACCUCAACAAAGAGGACGAGGGGCUCUACACGCUGCGUGUCACCACCAAGUCUGGAUAUGAAACCUACUCAGCCUACGUCUUUGUCAGAGAUGCCGAUGCGGAGGUUGAAGGCGCUCCAGGUGCCCCUCUGGAUGUGCGCUGUCUGGAUGCCAACAAGGAUUACAUUAUCGCUACAUGGAAGCAGCCAGCUGUCGACGGUGGAGAGUCCAUCCUGGGCUACUUUGUGGACAGAUGUGAGGUUGGAACUAACCACUGGAUCCAGUGUAAUGACACCCCUGUUAAGUUUGCCCGUUUCCCCGUCACCGGCCUGGUGGAGGGACGCUCCUACACCUUCAGAGUGCGUGCUGUCAACAAGAGCGGGAUGAGUCGCCCGUCCAGAGUCUCUGAGCCGGUGGCCGCCAUGGAUCCGGCUGACCGUGCACGCAUGAGAGGUACCUCUGCUCCCUGGACCGGCCAAAUCAUUGUCACAGAGGAGGAGCCUGCAGAGGGCAUCGUUCCUGGCAGACCUCUCGAACUGCAGGUGACAGAAGCUACCAAGAACUAUGUGGUGCUGAGCUGGAAGCCACCUGGAGAGAAAGGCCUUGAGGGUGUCAUGUACUACGUGGAAAAGUGUGUCUCGGGCACAGACAGCUGGCAGAGGGUGAACACAGAGAUCCCAGUCAAGUCUCCUCGUUUCGCGCUGUUCGAUCUCGCCGAGGGGAAAUCCUACAGUUUCCGCGUCCGCUGCUGCAACACUGCAGGCGUCGGAGAGCCGUCUGACCCAACUGAUGCCACCACUGUUGGCGACAAGCUCGAUAUCCCAUCGGCACCAGGAAAAGUCGUCCCUACCAGAAACACGGACACAUCAGUCGUCGUGUCUUGGGAAGCAUCCCAAGGCGCCAAAGAGUUGGUGGGAUAUUACAUCGAGAGUAGUGUUGUAGGAAGCAACGAGUGGAAUCCGUGCAACAACAAGCCCGUGAAAGCUACCAGGUUCAUCUGUCACGGUUUGAUGACGGGAGAGAAGUACGUGUUCAGGGUGAGAGCAGUGAACGCAGCCGGGCUCAGCCAGUUCUCGCCGGAGUCGGAGCCUGUGGAGGUGAAAGCAGCUAUUGGGGGCGGCAUCCCUCAUGGUGUGUUGCCGGAGAUGGGGCCGGGGGGUAACGUGGGCCAACUAACUGAGCACAGGCCACGCUGGACGGGCACGCAUGACACUGUCCAGCUCCCCCCUGACACUAAGCGCAAUAAAGCUCAGACUGACACUGAAGCCAGGGAGGGGGCCGGGGCUCCUCGCUCAGACCUCGCAGGGCCCGACCCUGCGGAGGCUAAAAGAAAGGGGGGCAAGAGAGGCAGCGUGUCCUGGGCCCCUGACCUGGCAAAAGACCUGGUCUCAGAGUCCGUGUCAGACUCAGUUUCUGAUUCACUUACUGACAUAGACACAGCUGCACAGUUAGACCCCGUCCCCGCUGAGGUUCAGGAUCACACAGUCAAUGAGCCUGAGGUCGAACAGACGCGUAAGUUCUCAGUAGAUGCUCCAGCUAAUCGGGGGACAGUGAGGCCCAGGAGGGAUUCUGCAGCCUCCCCUACUCCACCCUUUGGCAUCUCCGUCCUGGAGUGUGUGCGUGACUCCAUGGUGCUGGGCUGGAAGCAGCCGACCUGCAUCGGCGGUGCUGACAUCACAGGAUACUUUGUGGAUUACCGUGAGGUCAUCGAUGGCGUGCCGGGGAAGUGGCACGAGGCCAACAUCAGGGCUGUCAGCGAGAGAGCCUACAGGGUGUCUGACCUGAAGGAGAACAGGAAGUACCAAUUUCAGGUGCGGGCAGCCAACAUGGCGGGUGUCGGCAUCCCAUCACUGCCCAGUGACACUUUCCUGUGUGAGGAGUGGACCAUAGCUGUGCCAGGACCGCCCCACGACCUGCAGAUCAGAGAGGUGCGAAAUGACUCCCUGGUGUUGCUAUGGAAACCACCUGUGUACCAGGGCCGCGACCCCGUCAACGGGUUCUACAUCGACAUCAAGGAGGCUGAGGCGCCACUGGAAGCGUGGAGAGGAGUCAACACUCAAGCUACGGAGAAGGCGUACAUUAAGAUCAAGAACCUGAAGGAGGCGGAGGUGUACGUGUUCAGAGUGCGCGCUCAGAAUAAAGCAGGCGUUGGAAAUGUGUCAGACGUGACAGAGCCCGUCUCAGCUGUGACCAAACCAGGAACAAAGGAGAUCGUUGUGGACGUCAAUGACGACGGUAUCAUCUCCCUGAACUUCGAAUGCGGCGACAUGACCCCCGACUCCAAAUUUGUCUGGUCCAAGAACUACGAGGAGCUUACAGACCCCUCCCGCAUGACCGUGGAGACCAAGGGGAACAAGUCCAAAGCUGUUUUCAACACUCCCGGAGAGGAAGACAUCGGCAUUUACUCAUGUCUGGUCACUCACACUGACGGUGCUUCAUCCAGCUACACUCUCUCUCAGGAAGAGUUAAAGAGGCUCCUGGCGAUCAGUCAUGACCACAAAUUCCCCAUAAUCCCGCUGAAGUCAGAGUUGGCCGUGGAGCUGCUGGAGAAGGGGAGAGUUCGCUUCUGGCUGCAGGCCGAGAAGAUCUCAGCCAAUGGAAAAGUGGAUUACAUCUUCAAUGACAACGCUCUCUCUCAGGGCGAGAAAUACAAGAUGAACUUUGAUAAGAACACCGGUGUGAUCGAGAUGACCAUGGACUCUCUGACCCCGGCAGACGAGGGCACCUUCACCUUCCAGCUGCAGGACGGGAAAGCUACAAACCAGUCCAGCCUGGUACUGAUAGGAGACGUGUUCAAGGAGCUUCAGAAGGAGUCUGAGUUCCAGAGGAAAGAAUGGUUCAGAAAACAAGGUCCCCACUUCAUCGAGUAUUUGGGUUACGAGGUGACGCCAGAGUGCUGCGUUGUGCUGAAAUGCAAGGUGGGCAACAUGAAGAAGGACACCUCGGCGCUGUGGUACAAAGACGGCCGUGAGAUCAAAGCUGACGAGAACCUGGGCUUCACUGAGGGAGUGCUCAAACUGGAAAUAGCUCAGAUUUCUAAGAAGGACUCCGGUUUGUACGAGGUCGUUCUGAAGGACGACAGAGGGAAAGACACGUCCACUUUGAAUUUGACUGAUCAAGGUUUCAAAGACUUGAUGAAUGAAGUUUUCAGUUUUAUCGCCAAUUCCUCCACUCCGCUGAAGAUCACAAGCACAGAUCAAGGCAUCCGACUUUACACCUUCGUCAGCUACUACAAUGAUUUACUGCAAGUAACAUGGCACUACAAGGAUUCAGCCAUCGCCUUCUCCGACCGUAUAAAGAGCGGAGUGGUGGGGGAGCAGCUGUGGCUGCAGAUCACAGAGCCCACAGAGAAAGACAUGGGCAAAUACGCCAUCGAGUUCAAUGAUGGAAAAGGUGGCCUGAGGAGGACCGUUGAGCUGUCUGGUCAAGCGUUCGACGAUGCUUUUGCAGAAUUCCAGAGACUCAAAGCUGCUGCUAUUGCAGAAAGAAGUCGUGCUCGAGUAGCAGGAGGUCUGCCUGAUGUGGUCACUAUUCAGGAUGGCAAGGCCCUCAAUCUCACCUGUAACAUUUCUGGCGACCCCAUGCCAGAGGUCACCUGGCUGAAGAACGACAGAGAGAUCACGUCCGAUGAUCACAUCAUCCUUAAGUUUGCGUCCGGCAAGUUUGCAAGUUUCACCAUCACUGCCGUGAACACGUCAGACUCUGGCAAGUACAGCAUCCUGGUGAAGAACAAGUACGGCACAGAGAGCGGGGACUUCACCCUGGAGAUCAUCGAGGGAACACCUGACUUGGGGGUGACUUCUUAUAUGACUGAUGCAGAAGGGAAUGUGGUGUUCGGCCAGAAUACCCCGAAGGAAAAGAUGAAAACCCCGGGCACUGGAACCAAAACGCAGAAGCGAAAGGAAUCUGUGACAAAAAUCCUUCCAAUGGAAGACGUCACAGCCAGCGGGGAGCCUGACGCGCAGAAAGACGAGGAGGUUGCAGUGGUCGCUUCAGGAGAAGCCAAAGCUACAGAUUCAGAGCAAACAGGAGACGCAGAAGGAGUCGCUGACCAGCGUUUGGCAGCUGACCAAUCAGAUGCCCCUGAGCAGCCUGAAGCCACGGUGGAGGAGCCUGAACCCGGAGCUGAAACAGCCUGAAAACACUGAAACUAUUGUUGAAAAGUUUUAAGUACUCACAUAUCUUUUACAAGCUUGGUGUGGAGUUUUUUGUCUGAUUGCUGUGAUUCCAGUUACAUUAACUUAGCGUGCAUUGUACUCCUUCAUGUUAACAAUAUGCCCCUUUUUUUGUCUAAUAUGUAUCUGAUGGGACAUCGUUUUAUUGUCAUGUACUCAACACUUCACAGAACAAUUAUUUAAUGUUGUUUUCCUGCAUUCUUCUUACUUUGCUAUUUUCAUUAUUACUGCCUUUGAGUAAAUAUGGGACAUACACAACAGCAAAUAAAUGGACUUGGAAUUGA
Labrus mixtus (cuckoo wrasse) is the source of this 5740-nucleotide messenger RNA. It is a transcript of the gene myom1b, whose product is annotated as myomesin 1b. The record is from RefSeq and is a predicted model, not a curated record. The coding region runs from base 207 to 5420 and encodes 1737 amino acids. NCBI's taxonomy places the organism in Eukaryota, Metazoa, Chordata, Actinopteri, Labriformes, Labridae. Gene Ontology annotation, molecular function: protein binding. The transcript has 41 exons.